CUGAGGGAUGACAUCGCUGCCUGUUGGCGUGGUCCUCUGCCUAACAGGCUGGAUCACUCUCUACACCCUACUGUGUAACACCAAUGGAAGCCGUGGCUCUGAGUGGAACUGUAGGCUGGUCACACUGCUCCAUGGCAUCCUGGCGGUCUGCAUAACAGCAUACAUAGGCUAUGUGGAUGGACCUUGGCCCUUCACACAUCCAGGUAAGAUGCUCACUAUCUAAUUGCACUGAAACAGUGUAAUCGUUUCCAUGUAGAGUGCUGCUUCUAUACAACCUUUCUCUAAAGGUGGUUAAGUUGGUAUAGUCAUUCCAAGUCAUUUCAGCAAGCCAUGACAUCAUCAUCUCAUAUUGUUCUGAAAUCGUUUCUGUAGUUAGACACAGGUAAGAUUAAAAUUUUGGCACAAAAAAAAUUGUUUACAUAUAAUUUUAUCUGUGAGAAAUUAAGCUAAUUGAUUGCACCCAAAUUGGCUAUUUUAAUUUAUAGGCUUCAUAUAAUAUUCAAUAAAUGUAGUACCUUACAUCCGAUUUGGACCAAAGUUUUUUUCUAACAAUGAGUAAGACAUUAGGAAUCCAAGAAAUGGUCAAAAGCCACCCACGGACCCCCACACCCCACACCAAUCCCAACCCAACAACGAGUAUAGAGUAUCAGUUCUCUAUGUCUGACAAGUAGUAUGGAGCUUCGGCUCAGAGUAUUGUUUCUUCAUCUAAUGUAAUGUAUCUCAGUGAUUUUUUUUUUUUUGUUAAUAUUUUUUUCUGUUCAGAGAAAUUGGUCAUUUUAAGUUGCUUGGUUUAUGUCCCAUCCUACAUCCUGAUACCAGGUUCUGACCACUAGAUGGUACUGUUCCAGGACUAUAUAAAUACAGUGCCUUGCAAAAGUAUUCAGCCCCCUUGGCGUUUUUCCUAUUUUGUUGCAUUAUGACCUGUAAUUUCAAUGGUUUUAUCUAUUUGGAUUUCAUGCAUUGGACAAUCACAAACUAGUCCAAAUUCGUGAAGUGAAAUGAAAAAAAGUACUUGUUUCAAAAAAUUCAAAAGAUAAAUAACAGAAAAGUGGUGCGUGCAUAUCUAUUCACCCCCUUUGCUAUGAAGCUCCUAAAUAAGAUCUGGGAACAACCAAUUACCUUCAGAAAUUAGUUAAAUAAAGUCCACCUGUGUGCAAUCUAAGUGUCACAUGAUCUCAGUAUAUAUACACCUGUUCUGAAAGGCCCCAGAGUCUGCAACACCACUAAGCAAGGGGCACCACCAAGCAAGCGGCACCAUGAAGACCAAGAAGCUCUCCAAACAGGUCAGGGACAAAGUUGUGGAGAAGUACAGAUCAGGGUUGGGUUAUAAAAAAAAUAUCAGAAACUUUGAACAUCCCACGGAGCACCAUUAAAGCCAUUAUUCAAAAAUGGAAAGAAUAUGGCACCACAACAAACCUGCCAAGAGAGGGCCGCCCACCAAAACUCAUGGACCAGGCAAGGAGGGCAUUAAUCAGAGAGGCAACAAAGAGACCAAAGAUAACCCUGAAGGAGCUGCAAAGCUCCACAGCGGAGAUUGAAGUAUCUGUCCAUAGGACCACUUUAAGCCGUACACUCCACAGAGCUGGGCUUUAUGGAAGAGUGGUCAGAAAAAAGCCAUUGCUUAAAGAAAAAAAUAGUGUUUGCCAAAAGGCAUGUGUGAGACUCCCCAAACAUAUGGAAGAAGGUACUCUGGUCAGAUGAGACUAAAAUUGAGCUUUUUGGCCAUCAAGGAAAACUCUAUGUCUGGCGCAAAACCCAACACCUUUCAUCACCCUGAGAACACCAUCCCCACAGUGAAGCAUGGUGGUGGCAGCAUCAUGCUGUGGGGAUGUUUUUCCUGCGGCAGGGACUGGUAAACUGGUCAGAAUUGAAGGAAUGAUGGAUGGCGCUAAAUACAGGGAAAUUCUUGAAGGAAACCUGUUUGUCUUCCAGAGAUAUGAGACUGGGACGGAGGUUCACCUUCCAGCAGGACAAUGACCCUAAGCAUACUGCUAAAGCAACACUCAAGUGGUUUAAGGGGAAACAUUGAAAUGUCUUGGAAUGGCCUAGUCAAAGCCCAGACCUCAAUCCAAUAAUUGAGAAUCUGUGGUAUGACUUAAAGAUUGCUGUACACCAGCGGAACCCAUCCAACUUUAAGGAGCUGGAGCAGUUUUGCCUUGAAGAAUGGGAAAAGCUCCCAGUGGCUAGAUGUGCCAAGCUUAUAGAGACAUACCCCAAGAGACUUGCAGCUGUAAUUGCUGCAAAAGGUGGCUCUACAAAGUAUUGACAUUGGGGGGGUGAAUAGUUAUGCACGCUCAAGUGUUCUGUUUUUUUUGUCUUAUUUCUUGUUUGAAUCACAAUAGAAAAAAAUUUGCAUCUUCAAAGUGGUAGGCAUGUUGUGUAAAUCAAAUGAUACAAACCCCCAAAAAAUCAAUUUUAAGUGCAGGUUGUAAGGCAACAAAAUAAGGAAAAUGCCAAGGGGGGUGAAUACUUUCGCAAGCCACUGUACUUAUGGUAAUAUACUAAUUGUAAUGUACACUCAGUGUACAAAACAUUAGGAACACCUUCCUAAUAUUGAGUUGCACCUCCUUUUGCCCUCAGAACAGCCUCAAUUCGUUGGGGCAUGGACUCUAAAAUGUGUCGAAAGCGUUCCACAGGGAUGCUGGCCCACGUUGACUCCAAUGCUUCCCACAGUUGUGUCAAGUUGGCUGGAUGUCCUUUGGCUGGUGGACAAUCCUGGAUGCACACAGGAAACUGUUCCACGCGAAAAACCCAGCAGCGUUGCAGUUCUUUACACACUCAAACCGCCAGGCACCUACUACCAUACCCCGUUCAAAGGCACUUAAAUCCUUUCUUUCCAUGUCUCAAUUAGUUCAAGGCUUAUUGACAUCAAUAAGGGAUCAUAGUUUUUACCUGGAUUCACCUGGUCAGUCUUUUUCAUGGAACACAGUGUAUACAUGUAAACGGGAGAAAUAGUGACCAGUAACAGGAAAAAUACUAAUAGUAAUGGCAAUCAAUAAUCAAUGGACAGCUGCGUAAUGGAGUAAUAAAUCGAAUCAAUAAUAAUUUUAGCAGCAGCGUAGGUUGUGUCUGAGUUGUUAGAGACCUGUGGAUGGGCAUAGAUAGAGUCAGUGUGGAUAGUCAGUGGGAGAGGGAGAGCAGUAGUUGUUAGCCAUUUAAGAGUCUUAUGGCCAGGGGAUAGAAGCUGUUUAGGAGUCUGUUGUUCUGAGCCUUGACGCACCGGUACAGCCUGCUGGACGGGAGCAUGGAGAACAGUCCAUGUCUCGGACGGCUAAAGUCUUUGGCAGUAUUUUGACCCUUUCUCAGACACCGGCAGGAACGUCCACAACUACCUCUGUAGGGCCUUCCGGUCGCGGGUGGGGCAGUUGCCAUACCAGAGAGUGAUACAACCAGUCAGGAUGCUCUCAAUGGUGCAGCUGUUAAAGUUCCUGAGGAUCUGAGGGGUAUGCCAAAUCAUUUCAACCUCCCAAGGGAUAAGAGGCGUUGCCGUGCCUUCUUCACGACUGUUCUGGUGUGAGAGGACCAUGUUAAGUCCUUAGUGAUGUGAACACCGAGGAACUUGAAGCUCUUGACCUCACCCCUGUUUCCUGUAGUCCAUGAUCAGCUCCUUGGUCUUACUGACAUUGAGGGAGAGGUUUGUUGUCCUGGCAACACACUGGCAGUUCUCUGACCUUUUUCCUGUAGGCUUUCUCAUCUCCGUUGGUGAUCAGGCCUACAACCGUUGUGUCGUCAGCAAACUUGAUGAUGGAGUUGAUGAUGUGCGUGGCCACACAUUCGUGGAUAAACAUAGAAUACAGGAGGGGGCUAAGCACAUACCCCUAGGGGGCCCCUGUGUUCAUAGUCAGCUUGGCGGUGGUGUUGUUGCCUACUCUAACCAUCUGGGGUUGGCCCGUCAGGAAGUCCAGGAUCCAGUUGCAGAGGGAGAUGUUCAGUCCCAGGGUCCCUAGCUUGGUGACGAGCUUGGAGGGCACUAUGGUGUUGAAUGCUGAGCUGUAGUCAAUGAACAACAUUCUGAAAUAGGGAUUCCUCUUUUCCAGGUAGGAGAAGGCAGUGUGGAGUGCAAUUGAGAUUGCGUUGUCUGUAAAUCUGUUGGGGUGGUAUGCAAAUUGGAUUGGGACUUGGAUGAUGGAGGUGAUAUUUACCAUGACCAGCCUUUCAAAGCACUUCAUGAUUACAGAUGUUAGUGCUACAGGUCAGUACUCAUUGUGGCAGGUAGCCUUAGAGUUAUUGGGAACGGGAAUGAUGGUGGUCAGCUUGAGACGUGGGGAUUACAGACUGGGACAAGGAGAGGUUGAAAAUCACCGUGAAGAUGCCUGCGAGCUGGUCUGCGCAUGCUCUGAGAACGGCCUUGCGAAUGUUGACCAGAUUAAAAACCUUAUUCAAGUCGGCCUUGGAGAGCAAGAUCACCCAUUCCUCUGUGACAGUGAGGGCGCUCGUGCACAGCUCUGUGUUGUUUUGUCGAAGCGUGCAUAAAAUGUAUUGAGUUCUGUAUAGGCGCGAGUCUCAUGCCCAGACUUUGCUACAUAUUUAAGCAGGAGUCUCGACGCCGAAGCUCUACGGAUCAGAGCUGAUGCUCAGUGUUGUUAGCUAUUCUCUUGAAGCCGACACCGAGGCACCAGCUUGAAGCAUCGAAGCAGACAAUGAGGCACACCAAGACACAAAGCUAUUUAGCAUAUUUUUUAUUAUUGCAACUUUUUCUUGGAACACACUUCUCUUGUGGAUACAAUUGGGUGAAAAUCCGUUCCUUGCACACAGAUUCAGUGCUGUACUCAGGAUGUCAUUCCACCCUUGUCAACAAUGUGAGAAACAACUACCAGCCUCAGAUGAGCACACUCUUUGCAUUCUUUGCUUGGGAGCUGAACAUGCUCAAGCGGCUGCACAGAGUAGCAGCUGUUGUACUCACUGUCAGAAAUUCAAACCGAGAGCAUUGAAAUCUCGACUUUAGAGCUUUGUGGACGGAACCUCCGGACUGUCAUCAGAUGAAUCUGCCACACAGAUCAUUGAUCAUAGACCUUCCUCUGCAGAUCAUUCCAAACGCUCCAGGUCAAAUGACAGUUCUCACUCCCCACGUGAUCCACCGCCCAAUUAACGACAUCGCUCAUCCUCACCUGGGCACAAAUUUCACCGCACUGAGGUGCACAAGGAGAUUAUGUCACUGGGCAGUCGCAUGGCAACCAUUGAGUCCAUCCUUGAGCACAUCCUGGCCAGAUUUCCUUUGCCGGUACCAAACUCAACCCCUACCUCUGAACAGAGUGUGGUUGUUGAAUCGGAUGACACUGAUGUACUGUCCACAAGAGCUUCCCACUCUUAUGCCACAGACUAUGAUCACUCUGAUGGUAUGCACCCUGGCUCUAGCAUCAUCCAGUCCCAGCCUGUUGGCCUGGCACUAGCAACGCUCAUUGCUACUGCCAUUUUACUCAGGAGUGGCUUCCGUCACCGUCUGGCCACAAAAAGGCCUGAUCUGUGCCUCAACACAAUCCUGUCUCGGAGCUCUACGGACAAUUCCUUCGACCUCAUGGCUUGGUUUUUGCUCUGACAUGCACUGUCAACUGUGGGACCUUGUAUAUACAGGUGUGUGCCUUUCCAAAUCAUGUCCAAUCAAGUUGUAGAAACAUCUCAAGGAUGAUCAAUGGAAACAGGAUGCACUUGAGCUCAAUUUCGAGUCUCAUAGCAAAGGGUCUCACAGUUCAGACCAAGAGCUGCCUAACAAACGAUGCAGGGCAUCUGAUCGCUUCCUACGCAGUACACAUGACAGCACCGCUUCUAUCAGAAGUAGCUGCAAUGCUCAGAACUUUGGCCACACUGUGUGUUGCACAGCGCCAUCUAUGGUUAGCACACUCCAAGCUCCCUGACAAAGAGAAAGUUCCACUCUUAGGUAUACCCAUAUCACCUGGCCAGACAUUUGGCCCAGCAGCGGCCCACCUCCAAGUGUCUAAGGAGGACAGAGAAGCACAGACGGACCUUCAGCGCCUCAUUCCAAAGCCAAGAAUGUGUCAGCCAGCAAACCAUUUCUCCUGUCCCAGGCCCCCAACUGUGAUGCCAAAAACCAGGCUCAGAUAGGCUGCACCUGCUCAUAAGUAGAGGAACAGACACUCUGUCCUACCGAAGAGGUGGAGUGCCUUAUCGCCCUCGGAAGAGGCAGAGAUGCACCACAUGCAGGCCACUUACCCUCUGCACCACAGCACACAGAGCCUUGGUCCUGAUGGGACCGACUCUCUAGCGCAACACUGUUUCCUUGAUCACCACCAGGCUGACAAAGGUCAAUGGCCAACAAAUGGGUGUUACGCACAGUGACAUAAGGCUACGCUUAGGCCCGCUUCAGGGGUGUCUUGAAAACAACAGUUCAUAAUCCUGCUCAAAAGCCAACACUCUGCUCAGAAACCUCUACACAAAGACUAUAUUCCUACAAGUGGAACGUGUUCAGGAAGUGUUGUAUUGCCCAUGCAGAAUCGCCAUCUUCCUGCCCAAUUUCUGACAUUUUGACUUUUCUCCAGAAGCUUAUUUCUGCAGGGAAGUCGCCAUCUACAUUGAAUGUGUGUAUGACAGCCUCCCAACUUCUCACAGGAGAGUCGUGAGUUGCAUACACUUUGCACGGUUAGGGCAUUGAGUACCUGUCUUGCUGCAACAAUAACUAUUUAUCAAACAGAACAGCUUUUUGUGUGUUAUGGGGAGAACACCAAAGGUUGCGCUGUCUCGAAAAGCAGAGACUGGCAUAUUGGAUUACCAAUGCAGUGUCAAUCAUACGUUGCAGCAGGUAGACCAACUCCAGGUGGCAUGGUAUCACACUCCACCAGGGGUUUGGCCACCUCAAGGGCCCUGUUCAGAGGGGCCUCCCUGGAAUCAACACCCAUGACUUUCAUGAGGUACUACAGACUCAAUGUUAUGUCCACACCAGCAGUGGGGUCUGUGGUUCUGGACACGGCACACUCUCUCAACCCAGAUAAGUGAGCGUACUGUGAACCUUGUACAUACUUUUCAACCAUCAGUGAGAUGGGUGCUCUUACAGUGGGCUUGUUACACCUAAUUGAAGCCUCUCGUGUUUUAAGUUUCAGCUUGUGUGUGUUUACAGUUGUAUACUACAGUUGACAUUUAAUCCACCCUGUUUAAUCCAUCCAUAUUCUGUUGCAUCCUGUGGUGCAGGAUUUCACAACCCUGUCCUCGGGCCCCCCCAGAUGUUUGACAUUUUUGUUUGAACCCUAAAUCCUUUGACUAAUUGAAUCAGGUGUGGCAGUUUAGGGUUAAAACAAAAAUGUGAAAUGUCUGGGCCUGAGGAGAGGUUUGGGAAACCCUGCUGUGGUGGAUACAAGGACUUCCCAGGGACUCAUCUGGACUAAGGUUUAAUGGUGAGGUAUCCCACUCUGUUGCCUGAACCACCUGUUUGGUACAGCAACCCCUUUACGAAAGCGAAAGAGAACGUUACAGAUUUAGCCCUGGUUCUCUGAGUAGAGUAACGGAUCACCAAGCUUUCAUGUCGUUCCUCCGCCUCCGUGGAAUUCAAGUGAAGUAAUUGACAGUAUGUCACGUCACAUCACCUUUUAUAGUGACAAGUCACGUGGAUACAGUAAGGGAGUGGCGUGACUGUAAACAUCUUUGAUAUUAAGCAUCUCAUCGCGUGAGAAGGGGAAGGAGUUCCCAUAGGUCGUUUGGCGACCCUUUAAUCAACUCAGAGAACCAAGGUUACAUCCAUAACCAAAUGUUCUUUAUGUAGAGUUUUCUUGCCUAGUAUACAGUAAUUUGAUGUGUGUAUGACAAUGUUACUAACCAUGAAGAGUGUUUACAAUAACGUUGUGAUCUUGAUUCCAGGCACAAAGAACACCCCCCUUCAGAUCAGUGCUAUGGUCAUUAGCCUGGGCUACUUCAUCUUCGACAUGGGCUGGUGUAUGUACUUCCGCACCGAGGGCCCGGUGAUGCUGGUCCACCACACCAUGAGCAUCCUGGGUAUCUUGUUGACCCUGAGCUUGGGGGAAUCAGGCAUCGAGUCCUGUGCCGUAAUCUUUGCUAGCGAGAUCACCAACCCCCUGCUGCAAGCUCGCUGGUUCCUGAGACAGUUGGGUCGCUAUGAGAGCCUGACAGGGGAGGCGGUCGAUGUUCUGUUUGUAGUGCUAUUUGUGUUCAUGCGCAUAGUGGUUGGCGGGAGGAUGUUGUACUGCGAGCUCAUCUCCCCACUGCCCAGGUUCAUUAUAAAGUGUGGGGGAGUUGCCAUGUAUGUGCUGUCCUGGGUGUUCAUGGUGGACAUUGGUCGUUUCGCCUACCGCAAGAGUCAAUCCAAAUACAGACGCUGGAGAGACCAACACAGACUGGCAACAGUUAACGGACGUGAUAGAAAGACAGACUGAAAGACUUCCUUAUCUUUAGAAGAUUAAUAAAAAUGUCCAAUGUUUAUACUAAUAGACCACCUUUAUUCAUUUAAUGGUUGUGCAUACUGUAAGCAUGGGGUCAAAGUCAAGCCAUUAUUUAGGCCUAUAUGGUUAUUGGGGAAUAUUUGUUGGUAUUUAGCUAACACUUGUAUAUUUUUUUAUUUUACUUUAAUUAAAAACAAGUGC
This is a messenger RNA of Coregonus sp. 'balchen', 8543 nucleotides long. The record is from the annotation of a GenBank genome assembly. Lineage: Eukaryota; Metazoa; Chordata; Actinopteri; Salmoniformes; Salmonidae.